Emiliania huxleyi CCMP1516 is the source of this 396-nucleotide messenger RNA. RefSeq lists its product as hypothetical. NCBI's taxonomy places the organism in Eukaryota, Haptophyta, Isochrysidales, Noelaerhabdaceae. The record is from RefSeq and is a predicted model, not a curated record. Gene Ontology annotation, molecular function: serine-type endopeptidase activity. Gene Ontology annotation, biological process: proteolysis. The transcript has 2 exons. The coding region runs from base 1 to 396 and encodes 131 amino acids.
AUGGCGUGCCCGCACGUCGCGGGCGUCGCGGCGCAGAUCCGGGCAAUGCGCCCGGACCUGGCUCCCGACCAGGUCACUGCUGCGCUGCUCUGUUUUGCCACGCCCGAUGCCAUUAGCGGCCUCCCAUCCGACACAGCCAACAAGCUGCUCUUCAACGACCUCGACGACGCUACCUUGAAGACAGGCAGCGCGUGUGGCGACAAGCCGGUUUACAAGAAGGGCAGGCGCUACCUACUGUUCGACGACCACCAAGGGCGCUGGGAGUUCAGUAGUGGCCCGUGCAACACCGGAAAGGACUGGUACCCCGGGCAGGACGGCGCAAGCUGCCCGAGCGGCAACACUGCUGGGUGGGCGGCCACAUGCACCAACGGGAGGGAUGAUCCAAGCCGCCGCUAG